This is a messenger RNA of Pangasianodon hypophthalmus (striped catfish), 2455 nucleotides long. RefSeq names its product bmi1 polycomb ring finger oncogene 1b (gene bmi1b). Gene Ontology annotation, molecular function: promoter-specific chromatin binding. Gene Ontology annotation, cellular component: PRC1 complex. Gene Ontology annotation, biological process: negative regulation of transcription by RNA polymerase II. Bases 471 to 1457 code for a protein of 328 amino acids. The transcript is spliced from 10 exons. The record is from RefSeq and is a predicted model, not a curated record. NCBI's taxonomy places the organism in Eukaryota, Metazoa, Chordata, Actinopteri, Siluriformes, Pangasiidae.
GCGUGCGGGGCGGUCGAACUAAAGCCAUUUUGGGGACGGUGGUGUCAGUUUCUGAAGCAGCACCUUCCUUAACCAGCGCUGAACGGGAACAGAAUAGCGAUCUGUACCGGGAUUUUACCAUCCACCUUUUUGUUGUUGUUGUUGUUUGAGAUCUGAGGAUUCCUCCCAGCUUGUGGAUCGGAUCGGAUCGGAUCGGUGUGCGGGGCUUUUGCGGUGUAAUGUUUUGUGUCUGCGUGUGAAAAGGCGUUCUCUCGCCGAGGCUGCGAUGAGCGCGGCGGCUUUGCUACGUUAGAACCGCUGCAACUGACAGGCAGUGUGCACUUCACUCCAAGAUGGCCGCUUGGUGCUUAACGCUGGCUUUUUGCUGAUCCACUCUCAAGUUUCGUCGUGUGCUUUAAAAAAAAAAAAAAAAAAAAAAAAAAAAGGACUGGUGAGCGACUCUCGCGAAGCAGAGCAGGUGCGCGAGCCUCAUGACGAUGCACCGAACCACGCGGAUAAAGAUCACGGAGCUGAACCCGCAUCUGAUGUGCGUGUUAUGCGGCGGCUACUUUAUCGACGCCACUACCAUCGUUGAGUGUCUUCAUUCGUUCUGUAAAAUGUGCAUCGUGCGGUAUUUAGAGACCAGUAAAUACUGUCCCAUAUGUGACGUACAAGUUCACAAAACCAAACCACUUCUCAAUAUCAGGUCGGAUAAAACCCUUCAGGACAUUGUGUACAAGCUGGUGCCUGGUCUGUUCAAAAAUGAAAUGAAACGAAGAAGAGAUUUUUAUGCAGCACAUCCAUCCGUUGAUGCCGCUAAAGGAUCGAAUGAGGAUCGGGGAGAAGUGGCUGACGAGGACAAGAGAAUCAUUGCUGAUGAUGAGAUCAUUAGUCUCUCGAUUGAGUUUUUUGAUCAGAACAGAUUUGGAAGUGGUGAUGGGGAAGACAAAGAACCCACAAAAGAGUCGAAUGUAAAGCGAUAUUUGCAAUGCCCGGCUGCUAUGACAGUGAUGCAUCUCAGAAAAUUUCUCCGAAGUAAAAUGGAUAUUCCAUGUAACUUCCAGAUUGAGGUCAUGUAUGAAGACGAGCCUCUGAAGGAUUAUUACACAUUAAUGGACAUUGCCUAUAUCUACACCUGGAGGCGGAAUGGUCCACUGCCUCUGAAGUACAGGGUUCGUCCUGGCUGUAAGAAGCUAAAGCUAAGCAGCGCACCAAGCUGUGAGACAGCAGGUCAAAAACCUGAAACGGAAAGUGACUCGGGAAGCGAAAAGCUCAGCAGCCCAGUCCUUCAUGCUCCUACACCUUCCACAUCCUCCUCUCUGCCUAGCCAGAGCGCUCCGGUCAAAUCCUCACACUCAAGCUUCUCUCAUCUCUCACCAGUCAACGGAGUGUCCAACAAAGCCGGCCCCAAUGGCCAAGUCUCAUUCAGCAACAAAGCCAGCAAGGGCUCAGUCAAUGGCUCCAACUCUCUGGGGUGACAAAAGGACUAAUGGACACGAAAAGCCAUCAAACGAAGAGCUGCAAACUCGGAUGCGAAGUUUGUAGGAACUUUAGUGAGGGACAGUGAUCUUGUUGGAUUUCGGGAGAAAAGCUACGACUGCUAACUCUGUCCCUUAUGAGUUAGCACAUGCAACUUUUUAUGACUUUUUGCAAUCGGGAGCUGUUUUCGAAAGGCAGUUUCUCUACCGAACCACCUUUUCCUUUUGUAUUAUGUAUGUUUAAGUAUGUAUGUUAAGUAUGACUUCUUAUGUUUCUGUUAAUUACUAAGAUUUCAUUGGUUGAAUAAAGAUCAUGAAGUAUAUUUUGUGCAUGAAGAACCCAGGAUGAACGCCAGGAAUCUUCUAUUGUAUAAACUCCAAAUCAUUCACGUAGGUUAGGGCAUCAGUGUGUAGAAAUUGAUUUUUUUUUCUUUAAACAGGAAGCAACCUUAAAUGAGACAUGCACAGUUGGUCAUAAAGAUGAUUGAUUGUUAGAAAAGCUAUUAAGGGCUUUUAAGUUCUCCUCAUAUUUUAGUUAAGCGUUAAGCUCUGUACUUUUCAAAAAGAAACAUAAAAAAAUGAAGGAUCAACUAGCAACUUUUGGAAGUUCUUGCUGAAAUGAAUCGAAAUUAGAGUUCCUUAGGAGCUGUUCAUGCUUCUGAAAGAUCUUCAGAUGGUUCUGCUGGUGAGGAAACCUAAAGAAACUCGAAGAUCUUUCAGGAAUCAUGAUGAAGUACGACCUGUGAAUAGUCGCUUCCUUUAUUCUCACAUCAGUGGACAUUAGAAAUGACCAGAUUAGAUUUAUUUCUCAUGCCUUAGCAUAUUUCAGUGUAUUUUUUGUCUAAGAGGACAUUUCUCUUAAUGUCUUUUGUGCUCCAGAAAUGUCUAACUUUCUUGACAAUUAUUUUUGGCCGACACUUUCAGGCCUGUGUAUCGUUUUCUGUUGUACAAUAUAAAACCUGUAUCUGAAUAAACAUUUUACGUUUUUAUUACUCAAA